Messenger RNA from Lacerta agilis (Sand lizard), 2059 nucleotides. Its product is annotated as cytochrome P450 2J2-like. Gene Ontology annotation, cellular component: intracellular membrane-bounded organelle; cytoplasm. The record is from RefSeq and is a predicted model, not a curated record. Bases 72 to 1550 code for a protein of 492 amino acids. Gene Ontology annotation, biological process: xenobiotic metabolic process; arachidonate metabolic process. NCBI's taxonomy places the organism in Eukaryota, Metazoa, Chordata, Lepidosauria, Squamata, Lacertidae. Gene Ontology annotation, molecular function: oxidoreductase activity, acting on paired donors, with incorporation or reduction of molecular oxygen, reduced flavin or flavoprotein as one donor, and incorporation of one atom of oxygen; heme binding; iron ion binding. The transcript has 9 exons.
GCCCUUAGGGAGAGUUGAACCUGACCAGGCAACCAAGAAAGAAUUAAGGACAAAGAGACAGCAAGAGAAGGAUGGAGAUGUGGGCAUUUUUCAUUGCUCUGCUGGUGGUUCUUCUGAUUCUGCACUACCUGAAACAGCUUUGGUCCCGCAGACAUUACCCUCCAGGACCUCUCCAGCUUCCUCUCGUUGGAGCCAUAUGGAGGUUUGCAUUCAAGAUUGAUGAAAAUACUCUUGUUCAGCUGGGAAAGCAACACGGAAAUAUUUUCACCCUAUGGAUAGGACAUCUACCCGUUGUAGUACUGUCUGGAUUCCAAGCAGUGAAAGAAGCUCUCAUUGACCACUCUGAAGAAUUUGAUGAGAGACCGCAGACUCCUUUCAUUAUGACUAUAGCUAAAGGAAAGGGUAUUGUAUUAUCAAAUGGUCACACCUGGAGGCAACAGAGACGCUUUGGUGUAGUUACUAUGCGAAAGCUGGGGCUGGGGAAUAAAGGCAUGGAGCACCAAGUAGCAGAGGAGGCCCAUCAGCUUGUGGAGGUUUUUGCACGUUCAAAGGGUCAACCACUUGACCCCUCCAUGCCCAUCACUAAUUCAGUCUCAAAUGUCAUAUGUGCUGUGGCUUUUGGGCACCGGUUUGCUCUUGAAGAUGAAAGGUUCCAGAAGCUGAUGGAAGCCGUGGAUAUUCUCCUAAAAUUUGCAUGUGGCUUCGUUCAUUCUCUUUAUGAAAUGCUCCCAUGGCUCAUGAAACAUCUCCCAGGGCCCCACAAGAAGGCCUUGUCCUGCACAGAGAUGGUGCUUUCAUUUGCAAAGGAGGAGAUAGAGAAGCAUAAGGAGAAUCAGUCUCUGCAUGAGCCACAGGAUCUCAUUGAUUUCUAUCUAUUUCAGAUGGAGAAAAGCAAGAAUGACCCAGAUUCCACCUAUAAUGAAGAAAACUUGGCUCAGUGCAUUUUUGACCUCUUUAUAGCAGGGACAGAGACAACCACCGGUUCUCUGAAAUGGGCCCUUCACCUCCUGGCAAGUCAUCCAGAUAUCCAGGAUAAAAUGCACAAGGAAAUAGAAGAUGUUUUAGGUUCUUCUCACUCAAUCUGCUAUCAAGAUAAGAAGAAACUGCCCUACAUCAAUGCUGUGAUUCAUGAAAUGCAGCGCUUUAGAUAUGUCCUUUUUUUUGGGUUGCCUAGGCAAUGUGCAAAGGAUGUGAAGCUGCGUGGUUUUCUCAUUCCCAAGGGGACUAUUAUUUUUCCUGAUCUGCGCUCUGUUCUUCUUGAUCCAACACGAUGGGAGACACCUGCAGAGUUCAACCCAAAUCAUUUCUUGGACAAGGAUGGACAAUAUGUGGCUAGAGAAGAGUAUUUGCCAUUUGGUGAAGGGGCUCGCAUUUGUUUGGGAAUGCAGCUGGCAAAGACUGAAAUAUUCAUCUUCCUGACCAGCCUGCUGAGGGCAUUCAGCUUCCAGCUGCCAGAAGGAGUCAAAGAACUCAGUAAAGAGGCAUCAUUAGGGGUUACAGCACAUCCCCAUCCUUAUAAACUCUGUGCAGUUCCCCGUUGCAACACAUAAGAAAAAAGGAAAAUAUUAGGGGCGGCACCCCUGCUUCCUCAGUGACCCCUUUGCCACUCCUGACACAUGAACACCCUAGCAUUUCCCCUUCCCUUCCCAUCCUAUCCCAUGCAACUACUGAUGUCUCUUUUCACCUUUGCCACUCCAUUUCUGAAGCCACUUCUCUCUUAUUUUCUGCAGCUCUGCUUUGCAUCCAUUUUCCCCUUCACCCCAUCUCCUCCCUUUCUUCGGGCCCUUUCAUGCCCCUGCUUUCACCUUCAUCCCUAUCCCCAUGCCUCCUUACUCCCUCCUCUUUGAUGACUUCCUUUGCAUCCCCAUUCUUACUCUCGCUCCCCUUCCCCCUAACUUUUCUCAAAUCUCCCUUACACACACAUUCCCACACCUCCUCCCCUCUCCCUCUUCUGCAGCCCCCUUCCAACACCCCCCCCCCAUGCGGAGAUAUUGAGAUAUGCUAUUGUAUCUUUGUGAGGUUUGGAGCUUUCAGGGUUAAAUAAGCUCAACAGUUCCCC